Lindgomyces ingoldianus is the source of this 489-nucleotide messenger RNA. RefSeq lists its product as uncharacterized. The record is from RefSeq and is a predicted model, not a curated record. The transcript is spliced from 4 exons. The coding region runs from base 1 to 489 and encodes 162 amino acids. NCBI's taxonomy places the organism in Eukaryota, Fungi, Ascomycota, Dothideomycetes, Pleosporales, Lindgomycetaceae.
AUGAGUAUACAGCUGUUCAAGAAUAGGCAUAAUCUUCUACGUAUCGCCUCCGUUCUCAGCGGUGCAAGUCAUGUAGUCAUCUUCAACUACGACCCAACCCCAAGGAUUGUUAAACCAAGUGAUGAGACCGACCCUGUGGGUUACGACCUUGGCGCUGGACUAUCGCUUCUCCUCAGCCGCCGUCAAAUCUGCCUUAAAGAGGCCGCUAUUAUUUAUGUUAAAAGUGUCUUUGGCUCCAAAUAUGAACUGCUCAGUGAAGUAGCUAUCAGCGGAUUACCACUCCGCUUAGUUAUGAGAAUCCCAGUAUCGGAGUAUAACAUCAAGUUUGGUGGUAGUGUAGCCGAAGCUCCCGGUGGAAAUGCAAGACCUUCGGACUUAGGGUUUAAUGUUGCCACCUUGAAUAGGAUCCUGUUAUCCUCGGAAAUAAUCAAUAUGCAACUCAAGAAAUUCGCCGCAUUAAUCUUGUCCACUUCGCUAAUUGGCACCUAG